AUGCCUCAACCCACUACUCUCCCGGCAUGGAAAGAGCUGGAGAACCACUUCAAGACAGUUGGUAAGACCUUUGUCUUGAAGGAGGCCUUCUCUCAAGACCCUGAGCGAUUCAACAAGCUCUCCAAGACCUUCCGCAACUCCCCCUCCGGCACCGAUAUCCUCUUCGACUUCAGCAAGAACUUGGUAACACCCGAGACCAUUGACUUGCUGGUCAAGUUGGCCGAGCAAGCCGGCGUCGAGAAGAAGCGAGAUGCCAUGUUCGCUGGUGAGAAGAUCAACUUCACAGAAGACCGUGCUGUAUACCACCCGGCCCUGCGCAAUGUUGGCGGCUGGGAAAUGAAGGUCGAGGGCCAGGAUGUCAUGAACGUCAAGGGUGGUGUCAACGAGGUCUUGGACCACAUGAAGGAGUUCUCCGAGCAGGUUCGAAGCGGCGAAUGGAAGGGCUUCACCGGCAAGAAGCUCACCACCAUCGUCAACGUCGGUAUCGGUGGUUCUGAUCUCGGCCCCGUCAUGGUCACCGAGGCCCUCAAGUACUACGGUGCCAAGGACAUGACCCUCCAUUUCGUCUCCAACAUCGACGGUACUCACAUGGCCGAGGCCCUCAACGCCUCCGACCCCGAGACCACUCUGUUCCUGGUCGCCUCCAAGACCUUUACCACCGCCGAGACGACCACCAACGCCAACACUGCCAAGUCAUGGUUCCUCGAGAAGACUGGCAACAAGGGUGAGAUUGCCAAGCACUUCGUCGCCCUGUCCACCAACGAGCAGGAGGUCACCAAGUUUGGUAUUGACGCCAAGAACAUGUUCGGCUUUGAGAGCUGGGUUGGUGGCCGAUACUCUGUCUGGAGUGCCAUCGGUCUCAGUGUUGCCCUGUACAUUGGCUACGACAACUUCCACAAGUUCCUGGCCGGUGCCCAUGAGAUGGACAAGCACUUCCGCGAGACGCCUCUGAAGGACAACAUCCCUAUCCUUGGUGGCCUGCUGAGUGUCUGGUACAGCGACUUCUUCGCUGCUCAAACACAUUUGGUCGCUCCUUUCGACCAAUACCUCCACCGAUUCCCUGCUUACCUGCAACAGCUGUCCAUGGAAUCUAAUGGCAAGACCAUCACAUCCGAUGGCUCACCCGCCAAGUACACCACCGGACCUAUCCUGUUCGGCGAGCCCUGCACGAACGCACAGCACUCUUUCUUCCAGCUUGUCCAUCAAGGUACUAAGCUGAUCCCUACUGACUUCAUCCUGGCUGCCAAGUCGCACAACCCUAUUUCCGACAACUUGCACCAGAAGAUGCUUGCAUCCAACUACUUUGCUCAGGCCGAGGCUCUCAUGAUCGGCAAGACUGCUGAUGAGGUCAAGUCUGAGGGCACUGCUGAGAACCUGGUUCCCCACAAGGUAUUCAUGGGUAACCGACCCACCACCUCCAUUCUCGUUGGUGGAAGCAUCGGCCCCGCUGAGCUCGGUGCUCUAAUUGUCUACUACGAGCACCUCACUUUCACCGAGGGUGCCAUCUGGGACAUCAACAGCUUCGACCAGUGGGGUGUUGAGCUGGGCAAGGUGCUGGCCAAGAAGAUUCUCAAGGAACUCGACGAAGAGGGCAACGGCGAGGGCCAUGACGCCAGCACCGGUAGCUUGAUCGGCGCUUUCAAGAAGUAUGCUUCGCUAUGA
Molecule: messenger RNA, 1662 nt
Organism: Truncatella angustata
Lineage: Eukaryota; Fungi; Ascomycota; Sordariomycetes; Amphisphaeriales; Sporocadaceae
Product: phosphoglucose isomerase
Exons: 2
Coding region: 1-1662 (553 amino acids)
Biological process (GO): gluconeogenesis; glucose 6-phosphate metabolic process; glycolytic process
Cellular component (GO): cytosol
Molecular function (GO): carbohydrate derivative binding; glucose-6-phosphate isomerase activity; monosaccharide binding
Source: RefSeq, a predicted model, not a curated record